Lasiosphaeria miniovina is the source of this 258-nucleotide messenger RNA. RefSeq lists its product as uncharacterized. The record is from RefSeq and is a predicted model, not a curated record. The annotation marks the transcript as partial. NCBI's taxonomy places the organism in Eukaryota, Fungi, Ascomycota, Sordariomycetes, Sordariales, Lasiosphaeriaceae. The transcript has a single exon.
UGGGGCAAGCUGCGGCUGAUAACGACCGUGAAGGGAAAAGUUGACGAGAUAAGGCGGGGUGUCCGAUUUGAGGAGCUAACUCGGACGUUUCAAGACGCUGUCAGGGUCACGCGGCGGCUGCAUACCCGAUACUUGUGCAUCGACUCGCUCUGCAUCAUCCAAGACGACGAGGACGACUAUCUCCGCGAAGCAGCCAAGAUGGCCGAGGUCUACCGGGACGCACAUCUAACCAUAGCUGCCACGGCAAGUUCGGACGGC